CAUAUGAAGGUAUACGGAAGCGAGGUUUAAGACUACUGGCAUAAAUGCGGGGAUAAACGGACGCACACGCGCAUGAAAAAUUGCCGAGUCAGCAGAUUCCAACCUCCCGCGAAGAAGGUCCCCGCGAAAGGCGCGCCAGCGCGCUUUUUAGGCUCUCGAGCCGAAGCCGAGAAGAGAUAGACCACCACACGUUUCUCUCUCGAAGCAUGGAAGAGUUGGUCAAGAGACUAGAGUCAGUGGACACAAAGGAGUCGGCCAAGGCCGUGGGGAGGCUCCAGAAACGACUUGGACGCUCGCGGGAGCCUCAGUUGCUCGGUGAACUGGUGGACUACUUCAUAGCCAGCGGUUCCCCGCGAGCUCUGAGAGUCCUGUCGUCUUUGAAAGACGUCCAGUCACAGGAUUUCUUCGCCAAGCUGAACGACUGCAUGCACAGUAAGGUCCCGCUCCGUCUCCCGGUGCUGCGGCUGCUGGCACACAGCCUUAACAAACAGACUAGCUGGUUGUACAAGAUAGUGCAGCAUUCUCUAUUCACCAGCAUACUCCACUGCCUCAAGAUGAGCCACGAUAUUCUAGUGCUCACCAGUGGUCUACUGGUCCUAGCUGCCAUCCUCCCCCUUGCCCCUUGCCACCUCUCUCGCCAUCUCCCCGACAUCUUUCAAAUCUUUGCUGACCUAGCCACCGUCAGAGCAACUGGCAGACUCAGGCUCAUGCCGAAACCGCUGUACCUUCACCUCGACGUGGCCGUCUACUAUCUCUUCCUGCAACUCUACGCUCUGUUUCCGUGCAAUUUUUUCACGUUCCUGCGAGGUCGCUACGGCCCCACGGGAGAGACGGGCAACUUCUAUCAGUUCAUCGCUCCUCUGUUCAACUUUGUCCGGUUCCACCCUGGCCUCGUGAUGGACUCUGACACCAUUGAAUCACAGGGAGACAAGUGGAGAUCCAUGGAGCCCGAUGAGAUAGCUACUCUCAGUCUCACCAUGUGUCUAGAUCUCUCCAUUGCCUGUCCUCUACAGGAGGAGCAGAAAGGUGGUGACCUCACUUCGUCUAUUGCGGUGCGGCCAGCCGCCGUCCCCAGCUGGGAGCCCACCACUCUCGCCACUGAGUUCUUCUCGUUGGCCAACCAACAAGAUGAGAGUCUGUCGCAUCAACUCACCAACAGUCUCAGAAUCUUCCCUCCCCCACUUCCCAACCCUCACACCCUCCCCCCUCUCUCGGACUCGUCCGCUAGCUCGGGACCGCGGCACAGUCGACACUCCAGCUGUUUCGCCUCAGGGGGUACCCCCUCCCCCGUGAAGGGCGUCAGCCCGAGAAACACACGCAGACAACAGUCACUGGUGCUGCAGAGUGCCGCCGGAAAGAACGGGUCACUUCGGGAUGCCCCAAAUAUGGAUGGGGCAGUCCCGUCUGCCGAUGUGACUGGUAAUCCAAUGAGUGUAGUGCCUGGGAAAGACGCAAUGUGGAGUCCGUCGACAAUGUUCGAUUCUUCUCUAUCUGCCUCUCGUCAGCACAGCGGGAUAAACACAGUCCACUCAAACAUUGCCACACCCUCCCCCGAAAACUCCGCCUCCACCAGCAGAUCUGGCACCGCCCACCACACCCCCCGACCAAUGACAGCACCCACGUUCACCUACAUGAACUACUCGCCCACGGCGUCGCUGCGAAGCGAACCUCCGUCACGUCAAAACACGCCGUCUUCCUCGCGCUCUACCACCAGGCAAUCCUCACAACAGCUCCCCGACUUGCUUGACGGGGGAGACCCCUUCGUUAGCAGCAGUAAUAGGCUCUCGAAAUCGCUGUAUUCGUCGCCGACUUCCGGUAGGAGUGUCGAAGUUAGCAGACAAAAAUCGGAGUCACUCAGAAACAGAUUCGAUAAGUUUUUUAGCUUAUUUUCCAGGAAAAACUCAUCGGGGGAUCACAACGGUGAAGAAGAGCCAUUUACUGAGGUUUCUUCGUCUGAUUUGUUUGUCGGUCCUUCCUCGGCUGCACGGAGGGGGAUUUCAGAGGGGGCGGGGUCUGGUGAGGGUGUGAGGGGUGUGGAGGAGGAGGUGGGGACUGAAGCCGGUGAGGAGCUACUCCUGGGAAGCGGAGAGGUGGUCUACACCUCUCCGGGCGGUGAAUCCCGGGAAGAUGGAGAGGUGGAGGAGGAAAACGAGGACACAAUCGAGUCAACGACAACCGAAAUGCCUCACAGUGUCACAGCAGAACCUCGGCUCCCGGCUUCCUUUCCUGGGGACGGUGGUAGGGGGCAGGGGGAGGAGGGGAGAGUGGGUCGACGACGAGCCUCUCAUUCGGACUCUGCGACGCACACGGUGCACAAGGUGAGGGAGAGACUGCGGGAAUUGGCAGAAUCACAGAACCUGGAGAACGAUGGGCGGUUGUGUCAGAAAACCUCUGCUAGAGGGUCAGAAGCAGAGGAAGAGGGAGGAGAGGGGGGAAAGGGAGGGUGCGAAGGCUCCACAGCUAACUCUGAGGCCCGACAGGAGACUGGUAGAGCUGGAUUCACGGGUGCUCAUCUGGUGACUGAUCCAAUCUCGACUGUUGACAGUGCACAUACUCUCGUUGGCUCUCUCUCCAACUCCAGUCUCUUCUCCAGUCAGCGUCUCACUGACAUCGGCAAAUCGUUAGACACCAAUGAGGCAGGGGAGACCCCUCUGCCACGGUCGUCGUCUCUGCGAAGAAACAGCUGCGGUGGGUUAGUGAUGAGAAGAGUAUCGGUAUGCGACAUAAAGACCACACCCCGAGGAAUCGUUGGGGACGACGACCACACCCCCUCCCCGGUGGUUCUUCUCGACAAACUCAUCCAACACGGAGAAAUAGUCCACGAGGGGAGGCCCCAGGACAUCCCUCUCACGGAGCUGGAGGGAGUUGACUGGUUCUGGUUCGGUGGGUGUCCGCACGGCGAGGAGCUGGGGCAGAUGCAGAGCCAGGUGGCCCUCCUGCACAGUCAGCUCCUGUUUGAGAGGCACCAGUGUCUCCAACACGACAGACGGAGUCGCCGGCUGCUGAGUCAGGCCAGGACCACUCACAGAGUCAGGGAGGAGCUGGAGAGACUGCGUCACCAAUGUUGGGAGGAGUCUCUCGUGAGGCAGUGUCUGCAGCAAGAGCUGCAGGAGGCCAGGAGGGAGGCGGGGGAGGGAGGGAGGAGGGAGAGGAGGGAGAGACUGCGAGACGAAAACAGAGCUCUGUCAGACAAGAACACGACACUGGAGGCUGAGAACCGCAGACUGACUGUUGAGCUGGCAAGACUCCAACAGGAGAACCAGAAACUGAAUCAAGAGGCAAAGGAGACGAGAGAGAGGGUGUUUGUUCUGGAGAGUGAACAGGCCGACGUGGAACCGCGACUCGCCCAGAACGACACCCUGAGGGAGAAAGUUUCCGCCCUCGAGAGAGAGUUGUUGGUACUCAGGGGGCUCUACCAGAGGCAAAGAGAGGAGGCGCGGUCACUGCUAGCUCGCGGUCCAGCCAGGCAAGAGUUGACUCUACUCACCAGUUCCCUCAGAGAGGAAAAAGAGGCUGUGGAGAGGGAGAGAGACAAGUUAGGGCAGGAGGCAAAGGGGCUCAGAAUGAUGCUGAGUUCACAGGAAGAAGAGAAACGGAAGGCACAGGAGGAGAAGAAGGAACUGCAACAGAUUCUCCAGCACGUUCAGAGACGAUGCCAGGAAAAGAUCAGGGCAUCGGAGGAGAAAUAUGAUGCAAUAGUGGCCGUUGCCCACCAGCUGGAGAGCCACCUCACGGAGCUCCGAGCCCGCAGCUUCGCGACGGCCAGAAAGAGACCCAGUCCGCACAGGCACAAACGUAGCAGCAGUCACCCCACAGUUCCCAGGUACUGCGGAUAUGUCCCGCAGUUCAAGUACCAGAUCGGACAUACGUUUGGGAGCCACACGCACCAGCUUCUGACGGACCCUUGGGUCCCCUCCUCGUCCCGACCCGUGCUGAGCGACACCUCGCCGCCGGCGAGACCCACGGCACUCGCCAAAACCAAAGAGGAUUUCUUCUCCAGCCCCGUCUACCAGCAGAGACAGAGGAGCCUGGGAGAUCAGAAAUACGUGGCCCAGAUGGUACCCGGCUACACCGGGUUCAUUCCGAAGCGCAUGCACCAUUAUGGCUGUCGCUACGCAGAGACGUGUCACUAUGCCGUCUCUUCCUUCGAGGAGGACCAAGCGCGCCACAAGAGCUCGCUCCGGGAGCUGAGGACGCUCUCCAGAUCCCAGGAAGACCCCGCCACUCGGGAGCGGUCGACUCGAGCGCAAAACACCACGCCACUGAAGCCGGUCUCAGCUACGCCCAUCUUUUACCUCCCGCCCUACGCCAAGCAGCACUCCAUAUCUCCGUUCUACAUGCCCGACGACCACCCGCAGAAACACUUCAUGUCCGGUUACACGGGCUUCGUGCCCAAGGCCCAGAAGUACUUGGGUCAGAGCUACCCCAUCAUCACCAGACGAGCUCUGCAGGACCUCGCGGGGGAGGAGAAGCGCAUGCGCGAGACGACCGACGCUCCAGUGAGCGUGUUUCGUCCUGAAGUGAAGGCGAAGGCGCUUGCAACCGUCUACCCUCGUGACAGCGGUCUAAUGCCACACUACACCGGACACAUACCAGGCGAAAAGUUCAAGUACGGCACAACAUUUGGCUCCAGCACUGCUCGAAUUGGAGUGCCUCAAGUCCAGGCCUAACACACUAUACCCUACGAUGCUAUAGCUAUUGACUUCACUGACACUUCAACAGUAGUUUGUGUUUUAUAUAUUAUUAUCGUAACACAACUUUCAACAAUUAUGCUGUGAAGAGGGCCAAUGUAUAUCACCCACAGAGACAAAAGAACAUAAUUAUACAGACUACCUAGCAACACAAACAACCUACAAUAAUACACAAUAAUAAUAAUGAUUUAUGCAGUUGCCCUACAAAAUUCUCUACACACUUUAAUUUAUUUAUAAUGAAGCAAGCCGAGAUGCCAAAACUAUGUAGCGACUAAAUUGACGCCUACUUUUCCUUCUGCUGUUGAAGUAGAAUGUUCUGGUGCAGUUCUGGCUUUAUGUCACUCACGAGUUCCAGCAAUCUCUUUAUGACUGCCUCCUUGUUGGUGUCGACCUGUGCCUCGAUCUCCUUGAUCUUCUUCUGCGUGUCCUCUUGCAUCAACUGGGCAAAGUCGUCCUUGGAGCCGGCGUACUUCUGCUGCUUGUCCUGGAACAGGGUCUCUCUCUGCUUACGAUACUCUUCAAUUUCCUUUGCCGCCUCUUCCUUUGCUUCCUUGAGUCUCUGGGCCUUCUUCUUUCUCGCUGAGGCCACGACUUGAGCGGCCUCCUUCUCUGCCUGCAUCAGCUUCUUGAUCCCCUGGCUCUGGGCUGCCAUCUUCCCUGUCGUCUCGAUCGCCUACUGAACGAGAGAGAAGUCCUUCGAGCUCGAGACCUUGUCAUGUGAACCAGGUCUACGCAUGCGCAUAAGUAACGAGACCACGCCCCCAGGAUAUUUGUCCUUG
Molecule: messenger RNA, 5470 nt
Organism: Geodia barretti
Lineage: Eukaryota; Metazoa; Porifera; Demospongiae; Tetractinellida; Geodiidae
Source: the annotation of a GenBank genome assembly